This is a messenger RNA of Passer domesticus (house sparrow), 1782 nucleotides long. It is a transcript of the gene CABP2, whose product is annotated as calcium binding protein 2. The transcript has 7 exons. Gene Ontology annotation, cellular component: cytoplasm. Gene Ontology annotation, molecular function: calcium channel regulator activity; calcium ion binding. The record is from RefSeq and is a predicted model, not a curated record. Gene Ontology annotation, biological process: regulation of voltage-gated calcium channel activity; visual perception. Lineage: Eukaryota; Metazoa; Chordata; Aves; Passeriformes; Passeridae. The coding region runs from base 256 to 1116 and encodes 286 amino acids.
CGGCACGUGCCCCGCGCCCGGCCCGGCUCGGGUUUCGCCGCUGAAACCGGAGCCCCCCCCGAGCCCCCCCCCCGAGCCCCCCGGGGCGCCCCGCUCCCCCCCCAGCGCCCCGGGGGGCCGCUGCGCUCCACCCGAUCUCCUGCGCUCCGCCGCGCGUCCCGGGGGCGGCGGCGGCCUCGUCCCUGCGAGGGACGGGCGCGGGUUCGGGGCGAUCUGGUUUCUCCCGCUUGGCCCCGUGGAGCGGGAGCGGGCGGAAUGUUCUUCCUCUUCCGCGCGCCGCAGCGGCGCGGCACCGGCAGCCCCGCGCCCGCCCCGUGCCGGGGCAGCCCCCGGCGGCUCGGCCCCGGGCGGAGGGGCUCCCGCGGCUCCCGCCCGGCCCCUCGGCUCCGGGGUCCCGGCGCCGCGGGCAGCCGGGGGAGGUUGAGCCGUGGCGGUGCCUCCCCCCCGGAGCUCCAGCGGGCUGCCGAGGGGCCGGGGCCCCGGCCGUGCCCCGCUUUUGGGCAGGAUGGGAAGCCACGCUCGGGCACUGCAGGCUCCGGCGCAGGGGACCCCGAGGACGUGCUGGACGCGGCGCAGACCCCCCCGAUGCAGGGGUACUCGGUGCUGCAGGGGCUGGUGGGGCCGGCCUGCAUCUUCCUGCGGCAGAGCAUCGCCAUCACCCAGCGGGACCGGGAGCUGCGGCCCGAGGAGAUCGAAGAGCUGAAGCAGGCGUUCCGGGAGUUCGACAAGGACCACGACGGCUACAUCAGCUACAAGGACCUGGGCGAGUGCAUGCGGACCAUGGGCUACAUGCCCACCGAGAUGGAGCUGAUCGAGCUGUCCCAGCAGAUCACCGGGGGCAAGGUGGAUUUCGAUGAUUUCGUGGAGCUGAUGGGCCCCAAGAUGCUGGCGGAGACCGCGGAUAUGAUUGGGAUCAAGGAGCUGCGCGACGCCUUCCGCGAGUUCGACACCAACGGGGACGGACAGAUCAGCAUGGCGGAGCUGCGGGAGGCCAUGCGCAAGCUCCUGGGGCAGCAGCUCAACUACCGGGAGGUGGAUGAGAUCCUCAAGGACGUGGAUCUCAAUGGCGAUGGCCUGGUGGACUUCGAAGAGUUCGUGCGGAUGAUGUCGCGCUGAGGGACCCGAGCCCCCCGUGCCUUACGGAGACGAGGGGGCCACGGAGGGACCCCCGGCUGCAUGGUGCCCGUGCCUGGGCGCUGGAGCUGCUCCCAGCUGAGGUCUGGCCAUGGUGGAGGCACCGGGGCCGAGGUCGGGAGCCUUUUCUGCACGGGCUCGGCCGAGCUUUGACUGCUCUCGCCCUUGUCUGUGCCCUCUCCCUGCAUCGUCCCCCUUGCCAGCCGGAGCUCACCCUGGAAGUCACACCAUCGCGGUCCCCUCUCCUUCGGCUGUUCCCCAUCCCUGCUGCUCAUCCCUCCAGCCUCCAUUCCCACUCCGUGUGCCGCACUGAGCCCCUCAGGCUGCCCCCACGCCGGGUUUAAUGCGGGCUGCACAGCAUAACCCGCCCCGUCACCAUGGCUGGAGCUCAGACCUGCCCGGGGUGAGGCAUCCCUGCAUCCCUGCCCUUUCGGGGCUGGCACAGACCCUCAGGGAUGUUCCGGCAGCCCCCAGUACAGGGGAACUCCUGGCAGCCCAGCCAGGAGACCCCCAGGAGAGAAAUAAAGCAUUCCUGGGUGGAAGGGCCUCAGCCAGCUGCAGGCAGGGCCGCUGUAGGUACCCUCCCUGCCCUGGCUGCAGUUUGGGGCCAAUUUUGCCCUUUUGAGAUGAUAAAACUCUCUCCACAGA